Spinacia oleracea (spinach) is the source of this 1397-nucleotide messenger RNA. RefSeq names its product pentatricopeptide repeat-containing protein At1g55890, mitochondrial-like. Gene Ontology annotation, molecular function: protein binding. Gene Ontology annotation, cellular component: chloroplast. The record is from RefSeq and is a predicted model, not a curated record. The transcript has 2 exons. NCBI's taxonomy places the organism in Eukaryota, Viridiplantae, Streptophyta, Magnoliopsida, Caryophyllales, Amaranthaceae. Gene Ontology annotation, biological process: mitochondria-nucleus signaling pathway; chloroplast-nucleus signaling pathway. Bases 29 to 1210 code for a protein of 393 amino acids.
UAGCGCCAAAACAAAUCAAAAUAAAAAAAUGUCCGUCGCCGCUUAUCGUCUUCGCAACAUUCUGAAAUCCCAGAAAACAGUAGCAAUUUCAGCUGCAAAAACACCAAGACCCCUCACAUGUUCAAUACCCAUCCCAAUCAAAGUUCUCAUCAAUGAACCCAACCUUAUAGAACUUGCCAUAAACAUCAAUCAAAAUGCGGCCAAGUCGGCGAAAUUCCGUGGUCGCCACAACAUUUAUGAUUUUUCCAUUUCCCGCCUCGCAGUCGCCAAGCGAUACAAUCUCAUCGAAUCAAUCAUUGAUAAGCAUAAGCACUUUGAGGAGAUUUCCCGUGAAGGGUAUGCACUGCGCCUCGUUACACUCUAUGGGAAAGCGGGCAUGUUUGAUCACGCACGGAAGCUGUUCGACGAAUUGCCUGAACUAGGUUGUGAGAGAACUGUUAAAUCUUUGAAUGUUCUUUUGAAGGCGGGGGUGGAAUGUAAGAGAUUUGAUGAGGUUUUCGAUGUUUUUAGAAAGGUUCCUGCUGAGUUGUCGAUUAAUUGUGAUGUUGUUUCGUAUAAUACCUUCAUUCAUGCUCUUUGUGACACGGGGAGGGUUGAUGAGGGUUUGUUGAUGAUUGAUGAGAUGAACGAGAAGGGUUUGAGUCCGAGUGUGGUUACGUUUAAUACGCUUCUCCGUGCGUUUUAUAGGGAGAAGGGUUUCGAGGAAGGAGAAAUGAUAUGGGGUAUGAUGGAUGAGUAUGAUGUGGUUCGGGAUAUUGGGAGUUAUAAUGUGAAGCUGCAGGGUCUGGUUGAUAAAGGAGAGCUUGAAAAGGCGGUUUCUUUGUUCGAAUCAUUGGAGAGUGAAGGAUUGAAGCGGAAUGUGAGUAGUUUCAAUGUGUUCAUAAAGAGAUAUUGUGAUGAAGGAAAUGUGGAAGAAGCUAAAAAAUACUACAAUAAGUUGCUCGAAAGUGGUGUUACCCCGAAUGAGAAAACGUUUCCCCCCCUUGUUCCGAAGUUAUGUGGUAAUGGUGAUUUGGAUUUGGCGUUUGAAUUGUGCAAGAAGAUGUUUGAGCGGCAGUUUGUGGUUGAUGAGGCUUUGUUGCAGCUUGUUGUCAAUGAGUUGGUGAAGGGUUCAAAGAGUGAAGAAGCCGAAGAACUUGUAGAGCGUGGAAAGUCUAACAGAUUUGUUCAAUAUAAUUUGGUAAUGCCUUCAGAAAACACAGAGAAGUAAGAACACUAACAUUCAACUUGAAGUUGGCAGCUCGCUAUGGCUAUUUUGUUGAAUAUCACUCAAAGCAGAUCCUAUUUCAACUAAUAUGAUGUUUCAGAAGUUCAGGUUGUUUUCCAAGGCUUCAGGGUUGGAGGCUAAUUUGGAUAAGAGUAAUGCUUAUAUUUGUGGUGUGAGUUUAGAUAUUCAG